This is a messenger RNA of Mercurialis annua (annual mercury), 2593 nucleotides long. RefSeq names its product probable galacturonosyltransferase 4. The transcript is spliced from 9 exons. Lineage: Eukaryota; Viridiplantae; Streptophyta; Magnoliopsida; Malpighiales; Euphorbiaceae. Gene Ontology annotation, molecular function: polygalacturonate 4-alpha-galacturonosyltransferase activity. The record is from RefSeq and is a predicted model, not a curated record. The coding region runs from base 287 to 2227 and encodes 646 amino acids.
UUUUUGAUUGAUUUUUUUUUGUUAUAAUCAACAGAUUACUGUAAAAUAUAAAAAAUAAAAACAGAGACGAAGGCUUAUCUGUCGCUCAUUCAUCACCGCCGCACACUCCUCUUUCUCUCUUCUUUUUGAGCGCUGUCUUCUUUCCUACGCAAAUUGCUUUGCUGUGUAUACACUUUGUUGAAUGAAAGGCCGCGGCGGCGGCGGUGGUGUCGGUGUCGGUGCUGCUGUAUUUCUUCAACGGUAACUGUCUAUCUUUUUCGCAUACCUAAUCCUAAUCGCUUAAAGAAUGAGGAUCCGGAAUUUGGUGGCGGGCAUGCUAUUUGUGACUGUAAUUGCUCCAAUUCUUCUCUACACCGAUCGAUUCUCCGCUUUCAAGUCCGCUUCUUAUUCUCCUACAACUGAAUUUCUGGAAGAUGUUGCCUCUCUGACUCUUUCGGGCGAAUCCCGGCUCCAUCUCAAUGUGUUGCCGCAGGAAUCAUCUGACAUUGUUGUUAAAGAACCCGUCGGAAUCGUAUUCUCCGAUAACUCUGUCGAUUCUCCUCCUCAACUUCAAGUCCAAGAUUCUUCCUCUCAAGAUAUAAUUAAAGAGCAUAAAUCUGCAAGAGUAUUAUCAGCCACCACCAAUGAUCAAGAUCACUCCCAAACUGAUCAUCCUGUCAUAAGACAAGUCACUCCGCUUCGUACUGAUGUUGAUGCUGGCAUUGAACGUCGCAAAAAAAUUGCAUCCACCAAUCUGGGCUCUGAUGAUACUGCCUCUCAAAGGCAAUCUACUCUAUUUUCUGAAAAGGUCAGUGUGGAAGAACCAGUCAUUCUUAAAACUGACAAACAGAUAGCCCAAACGCCUGUGCCAGAUGCUCGAGUACGGCAACUUAGAGAUCAACUCAUUAGGGCAAAGGUUUACCUGUCUCUUCCAUCUACGAAAAACAAUCCCCAUUUAACAAGGGAGCUUCGGUCGCGGAUAAAGGAAGUUCAACGUGUACUUGGAGAUGCAGCUAAGGAUUCUGAUCUGCCAAAGAAUGCCAAUGACAAAUUGAAGGCAAUGGACCAAGCAUUGGUUAAAGGCAAGCAGAUACAGGAUGAUUGUGCUACUGUGGUAAAGAAGCUUCGGGCUAUGCUCCACUCAAGUGAAGAGCAGCUCCGAGUGCAUAAGAAACAAACCAUGUUCCUGACACAGUUAACAGCCAAAACACUUCCUAAAGGUCUGCAUUGUCUUCCGUUACGCUUGACCAAUGAGUACUACAGCUUGAAUUCUUCUGCACAGGAAUUUCCAAAUCAAGCGAAAUUGGAAGACCCUCAGCUGUAUCACUAUGCAUUGUUCUCAGAUAAUGUUCUGGCAGCAGCAGUUGUUGUGAACUCCACCAUCACCCAUGCUAAGGAUCCUUCGAAACAUGUUUUUCACAUUGUUACUGAUAAACUCAACUAUGCGGCAAUGAGAAUGUGGUUUCUAGCAAAUCCACCUAGCAAAGCUACCAUUCAGGUUCAGAAUAUCGAGGACUUUACCUGGUUGAAUUCAAGUUACAGCCCCGUUCUCAAGCAGUUGGGUUCUCCGUCAAUGAUUGAUUAUUACUUUAGGGCACAUCAUGGUGGUUCUGAUUCUAGUUUGAAGUAUCGAAACCCAAAGUACUUAUCCAUCUUGAACCAUCUACGCUUUUACCUGCCUGAGAUCUUUCCAAAGCUCAACAAAGUAUUGUUCUUGGAUGAUGAUAUAGUGGUACAGAAGGAUCUUGCAGACCUUUGGUCCAUUGAUUUGAAGGGUAAUGUUAAUGGGGCUGUUGAGACUUGUGGAGAAAACUUUCAUCGUUUUGAUAGAUAUCUCAACUUCGCAAAUCCCCUUAUCUCGAAGAAUUUUGAUCCUCAUGCUUGUGGGUGGGCUUAUGGAAUGAACGUUUUUGAUUUGGAUCAAUGGAAGAGGCAAAACAUUACUGAGGUUUAUCAUUCAUGGCAGAAGCUGAAUCAUGACAGGUCGCUGUGGAAGUUAGGGACCUUACCACCUGGUCUCAUUACUUUUUGGAAGCGAACUUAUGCCCUAAACCGCUCCUGGCAUGUGUUGGGUCUUGGCUAUAACCCUAACGUCAACCAAAGAGACAUUGAACGAGCAGCUGUUAUACACUUCAAUGGCAACAUGAAACCAUGGCUUGAGAUAGGGAUACCCAAGUACCGAACCUACUGGGCAAAAUAUGUGGAUUACGAGCAUGUGUAUUUACGAGAGUGCAACAUUAACCCAUAGAAGGGGCAUCUGCAGUCAUUUAAGCUCCUUCUCAUAUCCUACUUGGCCGAAAAAACUUUUCCAGGUCCACAUCUCUCUGUUUAGCUAGAAGCUUUCUUAGAUUACUUGUUUAUGUAUACCAUUCUUUCUCCCAUGCCGGCAUGUAGUUAAUUUUGGCACUUCUUGGAACAUGUCAGCAAAAUGGCAGUUGUAUAUGUAAAUGAAUGCGAGCAUUUAUCUGUUUUGAUCUGUAGUUGUAGUUGGUCAACACACUGUCUAUAUUCUUAAUUCUUGUCUAGUCUGGAGUUCAGUAUACUCAUCAUGUUGGUGUCUGUUCUGGAAUGAAAAUUAUAGAUAAAAUGACUGCUAUCUGCAGCGGUUACUGUA